Messenger RNA from Fusarium mangiferae, 1263 nucleotides. RefSeq lists its product as uncharacterized. Gene Ontology annotation, biological process: protein phosphorylation. Gene Ontology annotation, molecular function: protein kinase activity; ATP binding. The coding region runs from base 1 to 1263 and encodes 420 amino acids. The transcript has 4 exons. NCBI's taxonomy places the organism in Eukaryota, Fungi, Ascomycota, Sordariomycetes, Hypocreales, Nectriaceae. The record is from RefSeq and is a predicted model, not a curated record.
AUGCGCAGCGUGGCACUUCGACACUUGAGAACCAGAGUUACACUCUCUUCUUUGCCCUCGCGACAUCGUUUGACCUUUCCUUCAGGCACAAGUCUACGCUACACUCGAACAACAGCAACGUCAUCCUCUCCAGUCUUGUAUCUUCCAAUAGAGGACGUUGAAAGCCUGUAUGGCUAUAGCCCAGGAGGCUAUCAUCCAAUUGAUAUCGGUGACCGUCUCGCUAGCCGAUAUCGCGUUGUACAUAAGCUCGGACACGGCAGCUUCUCAACCAUUUGGCUUGCUCGUGAUGAAAUCGCAUCCAAUGGACAUCAUCAGGCAUCUUUCCCAUUCGUCUCAUGGAUCGGAGCAUUAUGGGGAGGGAUGCAUUCUUCCGAUCCUGGACCAUUUCUGCAUCGCGGGGCCCAAUGGAACCAUCCAUGCUUCGUCACCGCACUUGCGCGAUGCAGUCUCAGGGACGCGCAAGAUGCCGCUGACUUCUAUAUGUUUCAGCUUCCAGUUGCAAGAUCCAUAGCUUCUCAGAUGGUCUACGUUGUAGCUUACAUUCACCGUCAGGGCUUGGCCCAUGGCGACCUCCACUUGGGGAACUUCCUUCUCCGUUUACCGUCUACUAUCGACCACCUGUCAGAUAACCAGAUAUACGAGAAGUUUUCUCCACCGAGACCCGAGCCCGUCAUCCGAGAAGACGGAAGCAACAAGCUUACGCCCUCUGAGUCAAAGAUCCUACUCGCCGACUUCGGCACAGCAUUUUAUCCCCACCGAAGACCAAGAUUUGGGUCUUCUACGCCUCUCGACAUAUCCCCGCCCGAGGCACGAUUCGAGCCAACAACUCCACUGUCUUUCUCAGCUGAUAUCUGGAGCCUUGCGCAUGCCAUCUGGGCAGUAAUGGGACUGAAGACCGUCGUUGGUAGCUUCUUGUUGAGUGAGGAUGACGUUACUCAAGAACAGGUUGAUACUCUCGGGAUUCUGCCUGACGAAUGGUGGAACAAAUGGGAAGCCAGAUCCCGAUGGUUCAUGGAAGAUGGAAGCCAUAAGAACGGUGGAUGCCCAGAGAGGUUGGAGGGACGGUUUGACUCAAGUAUUCAGGACCCAAGACGCAAGCGUGGCAUGGAGAUUCUUGGUGAAAAGGAAAGUCACGCCUUUAAAGAAAUGAUACGGUGGAUGCUAUCUUACAGCCCUGGCGAUCGACCAACCGCAGAGCAAAUUUUAAAAACAGAUUGGAUGAAAUAUUGGGCAAUGCCCAACUUUGAUAACAUUCAUAAAUGA